AUGUACUGCUCAAAUUGUAAAUGUAAUCAUUCCGAAGAUAGAUUCAUUUGGGAAGGUACUCGGCAUAAAACUUGUGGAAAAUGCAAACCGGCUGCAACUACAAAUUCAACUAUUGAAUCAGCCAGACAGCCUGAAGAUAUUGAUUAUGACACUAUCGAUAUCCAGGAGGAAGACAUUAAUGAUAUUGUGUGU
Molecule: messenger RNA, 192 nt
Organism: Dentiscutata erythropus
Lineage: Eukaryota; Fungi; Glomeromycota; Glomeromycetes; Diversisporales; Gigasporaceae
Source: the annotation of a GenBank genome assembly